This is a messenger RNA of Dalotia coriaria, 600 nucleotides long. RefSeq names its product guided entry of tail-anchored proteins factor 1. Gene Ontology annotation, cellular component: GET complex. Gene Ontology annotation, biological process: tail-anchored membrane protein insertion into ER membrane. The record is from RefSeq and is a predicted model, not a curated record. Gene Ontology annotation, molecular function: protein-membrane adaptor activity. NCBI's taxonomy places the organism in Eukaryota, Metazoa, Arthropoda, Insecta, Coleoptera, Staphylinidae. The transcript has 2 exons. Bases 75 to 560 code for a protein of 161 amino acids.
UUCCAACAAACCAACCUAACCUAAAUAUAAUUAUUGAAGACUCGUCAGAAAUCUGAUGAAAUAAACGGAAUAAAAUGUAUUUAUUCCUUGUAACUACAUUAAUUGGCUUUCUAAGCGUUCAUGUAUCUGUUUUAACAAAAUAUAUCAGUAAAAUCUUUAAUCGAAUACCACAGGCAGAAAGAACUCUCUUGGAAGAACGUCGUGAGUUACUAAAGCAGCAAGCCGCUCUUAGCGUUAGCCGCGAUUUUGUAAAACACUCAAAACUGCAGAGAAAAAUCAAUGCUAUAGAUGAACAAUUGAAAGAAAGUGGCUCAAAAAGAAAUGGUAACAAUUUUAUAUACAAUAUAGGCAUAAAUUAUGGCUGCAACAUAUUGCUCUCUGUGGUGAUGAUAUUUUUAUCGGUAUAUUAUAGAAAAGUGCCGGUUUUUAUUGUUGAAACCAAGUAUAACCUGUGGCCAUUUGGUGGGCUCAUUUCCUUUCCAAAUGACGUAGAAAAUUCAGUGUCAGUUCAUUUUUGGAUGGUGUCUUGUUCGAGCGUUGCUCGGUUAUUAAAAAAUUAGAAUUAAGAUUACAUCGAAUAAAUUUUCUUAUUCAAUGUUA